AUGUCCGUGCUCGCAUUUCUCAGCGUGACGGGCGUGAGGGCACAGGGUACUACCACACCGGCAGUGGACUCGGUCGCGGCGUCGAGUGCGACGGAGGUGGCAAGCAGUAAUAGUACUAGCGAGGCAAGCAGUGUUGCGCCAACAACCACUUCAUCAUCAGUGUCUGAAAUCAGCGGCGUCGCUACAUCCUCCUACCCCACCACUGCCUCAUCCAACUACACUAUCCCCAGUGGAGCAUCGUCGGCCACCUUCCCCGCCAACUUCUCCUAUGCCACCUCUACCCCCUAUCAGAUGAAUGCCGUCAAUGUCCUCACCCUCGCAAGCGAGCUCCCCGUACCCGUAUACUACUCGCUGACAAACGAGAGUGCCGGCACGCGCUCCAGCAUCUGUGCACAGCAAACGGCCUUCUGCGCCAAGGCCGGAUGUGCCGCCUCGGGGGCAACGGUCAAGGAGAACUUCUGCAACUUGGAGACGAUGGCUUCGCGCUGCUCGUGCAGCACUGGAGAUAGCAAUCUCGCCUACUACCACUGGCCUGUAGCCGUAGCCGACUGUCUCAAUCGCGCUCUGGCCUGCUCUAUGGCUUGCGCCUCUCCACAGGUUUCGGUGGCAGAAAAGUCUGAUUGUCAAAGUGGCUGUAAUACCAUGCUCAGGUCCACUUGUGGUACACCUGGGCAAAUUGCAGCCGACUAUGAGACAAAGUCGGCAAGUGAUACCCCUUCGCUCACCUAUGUGCAGGGAGCCACGGCGGGUGCUGCCAAGCUCGGAGUAGGCGCAGGAGUCGGGCUCGCUGGGCUAGUCUUUGUCGCAGGAGUACUGCUGACGCUAUGA
Microstroma glucosiphilum is the source of this 828-nucleotide messenger RNA. RefSeq lists its product as hypothetical. The coding region runs from base 1 to 828 and encodes 275 amino acids. The transcript has 2 exons. NCBI's taxonomy places the organism in Eukaryota, Fungi, Basidiomycota, Exobasidiomycetes, Microstromatales, Microstromataceae. The record is from RefSeq and is a predicted model, not a curated record.